CCAUUGAAUGACGCAUUUUGACAUGUAGUUCAUAUUUCUGUUGAAAAUGUCUUGGAUUUCAGUGAUUUAUUGCUUAGUUAUAUUCAUCAAUUUUAUCACAUUUAUUUUGGGCACUUCAUCACUAUCAUCUUCACUAAUAUCAUCAAGGACUGCUGAUAUUCAAAUGAAUAAUGAAACGAUAGCUAAUAGAAUUGUUGGCGGUGAAUCGAUUAGUAUUGAAGCAAUGCCGUUCAUGGUUUCUAUUCAGUGGCGACACGAAUUUUCACAUCACUGUGGUGGUAGUUAUAUUAAACCUAGUUUUGUACUAACCGCUGCUCAUUGUUUAGUUAGAAAUUCUGGAGUUCACUGGACUCCUGAAGAUUAUAAUGCAUUUGUCGUGAUGGCAGGAAGCUCAAAUCUAGGAUAUUCUCCAACAUGGCAAAUUCGCAAUGUUGAAUGGAUUAUUCCUCAUCCUAAAUUCACUUUUCGUCCAAUGACUCAUGACAUUGGACUCGUUAAGAUUGUAAAACCUUUUCGUUUAACGCGUUAUGUUAAUUUCUUACCAGUGCCAAGCUUUUAUGACCAUACAUUAUUCAACGAUCCAAAAAUUUGUACAGUAUCCGGUUGGGGUCGAACGGCUAAUAGAUAUGACCCAAUGGUAUUGAGACAUGUGAAUGUACCAUUAAUGCAAAUGGCACAGUGUAAAGAAUACCUCGGAGCAUCCUUUUCUUCAGAGCAGAUUUGUGCAGGAAGACUAGAGGGUGGCGUUGAUGCAUGCCAAGGUGACAGCGGCGGCCCACUUAUCUGUGAUGGAAAACAAGUUGGAUUAGUGUCUUGGGGAUACGGAUGUGCAGAACCAUAUUCACCUGGAGCUUAUACACGAGUUGAUCUUUAUUUAAAUUGGAUUCACCAAUAUACGUUGAAAAGAAGCUCUAGUGCCUCUGUAAUGUUGUCAUAUAAUAUUUUUGCGAUUAUCAUAUUUGCACUGCUUUUUAAUAUCAUUUCAUCAUGAAAUUCAUUAAUGAAAUAAUUGGAACAUAAUAAA
Messenger RNA from Chelonus insularis, 1024 nucleotides. RefSeq names its product trypsin-like. Gene Ontology annotation, molecular function: serine-type endopeptidase activity. The record is from RefSeq and is a predicted model, not a curated record. Gene Ontology annotation, biological process: proteolysis. Lineage: Eukaryota; Metazoa; Arthropoda; Insecta; Hymenoptera; Braconidae. The transcript is spliced from 6 exons. The coding region runs from base 47 to 991 and encodes 314 amino acids.